AGGGCUGUUCUGCGAUAUAACGCGGACUAUGUAGGCGAAGGCUGGAACGUCGAUGUUUUGUCGGCCGCUCUCCAACACCGUCCUGAGUUUGGGCCUCUGAUGAAGAAGAUCGCGGAUCUAGCCCUCAAGCUUCCCUACCUUAUAAUGCAGCCCAUUCCUCUGAUGAAACAAAACCAGGAAUCGAGUAUUUCCCUCAGCCAAAUUCAAAUCGCCUGCCUACUGGCCAAUGCCUUCUACUGCACCUUCCCUGGACGUAGUGGCACUAACGAAAGAACCCCACAGCCUUCUUUUCCUUCCGUAAACUUUAAUACUCUAUUUCAUAACCCUGUUUCCGAGCAUGCCGGCGCUGCAGCGCCCAGUUACAAAGUUCAGAAGGUCAUCUGCAUUCUCCACUACUUCUCGCGAGUGCUCGCUGAGGACGGCGCGCCAACGGGUGCGGUCACCUUUUCUCGCCGCUGUCUCAACCCCCCUCCGGACUUCCGAUCAAGUACUGUCCUGAUUGGUUCUGUCCCGCUCGGUACUAGCUCUACGAGUCGCAUUGAGGAUGCCGAAAACGGCUGUUUACAG
Molecule: messenger RNA, 567 nt
Organism: Dibothriocephalus latus
Lineage: Eukaryota; Metazoa; Platyhelminthes; Cestoda; Diphyllobothriidea; Diphyllobothriidae
Source: the annotation of a GenBank genome assembly